Molecule: messenger RNA, 6778 nt
Organism: Oncorhynchus nerka (sockeye salmon)
Lineage: Eukaryota; Metazoa; Chordata; Actinopteri; Salmoniformes; Salmonidae
Product: speckle-type POZ protein-like A
Exons: 12
Coding region: 478-1650 (390 amino acids)
Biological process (GO): regulation of proteolysis; proteasome-mediated ubiquitin-dependent protein catabolic process
Cellular component (GO): cytoplasm; nucleus
Molecular function (GO): ubiquitin protein ligase binding
Source: RefSeq, a predicted model, not a curated record
AUAAAACACACCACAGAAAUCACCUGCUGAUGACACCAGGAAGUUUGCCAUUUCCGCGCACGCGUUGUCUGCAGGGAGAAGCUAGCUGAUCUGCCUCCACCACACAAAGCUACAACUAGCCUAGCAUGGUAGACUUUGAAAAACAUAUAGCUAUAAAAUAUUGCGUAUCUAGAAUGUUUCAAACGCAGUUUUACAUUGUUUAGCAAAAAUAACUGAUGGUGAAAUGAACGGCUGAGAUACGAUUCGUUGCAUUUAGUGGAAGCAUGGAAAUGAAAGAGUGGGAUCUCCAGACAGCACCAUGAAGCAGUCAGUGAUAACUCUAGGUCCAAGGGAACUCUGAUCUCUAACCAUUACUUUGAUCACCCGUCCUGAGGUGCGUACAUGGGAUUCCCAUCAAUAGCAUGAAAUAUAAGCAUUCCUAUCAACAUCUGCUGGAAAGGUUAAGUGUUAAAGCUGCUGCUGAGGGGGAAGCUGGCCAUGUCACAUGUCCCUCCUCCACCAGGGGACAUGUCUACUGGACCUGUGGCAGAGAGCUGGUGUUACACACAGGUGAAAGUAGUGAAGUUCUCCUACAUGUGGACCAUCAACAACUUCAGCUUCUGUAGAGAGGAGAUGGGGGAGGUCUUAAAGAGUUCCACCUUCUCCUCUGGACCCAACGACAAGAUGAAAUGGUGUCUGAGAGUCAACCCAAAAGGACUGGAUGAUGAAAGCAAAGAUUAUCUGUCGCUGUAUUUACUACUUGUUAGUUGUCCAAAAAGUGAAGUCAGAGCAAAGUUCAAGUUUUCCUUAUUGAACAGUAAAAGAGAAGAGACUAAAGCUAUGGAAAGCCAAAGAGCCUAUCGGUUUGUCCAGGGGAAGGACUGGGGCUUUAAGAAGUUCAUUAGAAGAGAUUUCCUGCUUGAUGAAGGCAACGGGUUGUUACCUGAUGACAAGCUCACCCUGUUCUGUGAGGUGAGUGUGGUUCAGGACUCUGUGAACAUCUCUGGCCAGUCCAACAUCAACAUGCUGAAGGUACCAGAGUGCCAGCUGUCCGACGACCUGGGGAACCUGUGGCAGUGUUCCCGCUUCACUGACUGUUCCCUCUAUGUGGGGGGGCAGGAGUUCAAGGCACACAAAUCCAUCCUAGCAGCGAGAUCUCCCGUCUUUAGCGCCAUGUUUGAACAUGAGAUGGAGGAGAGUAAAAAGAACCGUGUGGACAUCAGUGAUGUGGAGCCAGACGUGUUUAAGGAGAUGAUGGGAUUCAUCUACACAGGGAAAGCUCCCAACCUGGACAAGAUGGCCGACAACCUGCUGGCAGCUGCUGACAAAUAUGCCUUGGAGCGUUUAAAGGUGAUGUGUGAAGAGGCUCUGUGCACCAGCCUCUCUGUGGAGAACGUGGCUGAUACCCUGAUCCUGGCGGACUUACACAGUGCCGAGCAGCUCAAAGCACAAGCCAUAGAUUUUAUCAACAGGUGCAGCGUCCUCCGACAGCUGGACUGUAAAGAUGGGAAAAACUGGAAUAGCAAUCAUGCCACGGACAUAAUGGAGACGGCAGGCUGGAAGUCAAUGAUCCAGUCCCACCCUCACUUAGUGGCCGAGGCCUUCAGAGCCUUGGCAUCGGCACAGUGCCCGCCCUUCGGCCUGCCGAGGAAACGCCUAAAACAGUCCUGACUGCUACAGCCCUCUGAUCCAGACUGAGAGCUGAGGCAGCCCACUGAUCCAGACAGAGAGCUGAGACAGCAUGGAGACCCUCCCCCCGAGCAGGGAUGAAAAGAGCUGGGAGGCUACCUGGCUGGGAGGCUGACUCCUACUGGUGGAAAGAAACGUUUGGUUUUGGUCCUCAAGUUUUGUCUGCUAUUUUUGUCAUUUCAAAUGGCCUUAAUCUAUCUGCCAUUACUCUGGAGCUGAUCUACUGUGUUCUCCCUAUUUGAUUCUGUGGCUGCCCCGUCCCACAGACCAGGCUGCCCCGUCCCACAGACCAGACUGCCCCGUCCCACAGACCAGACUGCCCCGUCCCACAGACCAGGCUGCCCCGUCCCACAGACCAGGCUGCCCCGUCCCAGAGACCAGGCUGCCCCGUCCCAGAGACCAGGCUGCCCCGUCCCACAGACCAGGCUGCCCCGUCCCACAGACCAGGCUGCCCCGUCCCACAGACCAGGCUGCCCCGUCCCACAGACCAGGCUGCCCCGUCCCACAGACCAGGCUGCCCCGUCCCACAGACCAGGCUGCCCCGACCCAGAGACCAGGCUGCCCCGACCCAGAGACCAGGCUGCCCCGUCCCACAGACCAGGCUGCCCCGACCCAGAGACCAGGCUGCCUCCAGAUUGCACUAGUUCCCAUAGUAAUUUUGAUAUGGAGUUCUAUAGGGACGUGUUAAGGGUUUGAUUAAUGGGAAAUAUAUAUUUGUAAUGUCUAGCCCAUUUUGUGACUAGACAUUAAAGCGUGAACACUUUCAGUGCAAGAUCAAUUCUUUACACUUUUUAAAAGAUGAGUAUGCCCCAUAUUGAUGGCACCAUUUCUAUGUAAAUGACAGUUUAACCAUCUUCAGAAGACCGGUUUUAAAGCAAGUCUGUUCUAUUUUCUGGCAUUUGAGACCCUGUGUUGAUGCUGUUAUUGUAUGUAAGACAAACAUGUCUAUACUCUCUGCCUCUGAACUAGUCACACUCGCUAUUGGAUGAAUAGGAAAGGCAAUUUCCCCAGACAGUCUCCCAUUGGACGAUCACUUAUGCAAAGACCAACCUAGUGUCUUCAGACAGUCUUCAUACCCCUCAACUUAUUCCACAUGUUCUUACAGGCUGCAUUCAACAUGGAUUAAAUCGCUUGUUUUUUUUCUCACCCAUCUAGUCACAAUACCCCAUAAUAACAAAGUGAAAAUAUGUUUUUAUAAAUGUUUGUAAAUGUAUUAAAUUAAAUAUCUAAUUUACAUAAGUAUUCAUACCCCUGAGUCAGUACUUUGAAGAAGCACCUUUGGGUAUGUCUGGAUCAGCUUUGAGUCGUCUUGAUUUGGGGAUUUGCUCCCAUUAUUCUUUGCAGAUUUUCUCAAGCUCUUAAGUUAGAUGGAGUAGCGGUGAACAGAAAUCUUUGUCUUUUCACAUAUUUUCAAGUCUGGGUUUUGGCUGGGCCACUGACAGACUUUCACAUUUUUGUUCUGAAGCCAUUCCAGUGUUGCUUUGGCUGUAUGCUUGAGGUCAUUGUCCUGUUGGAACAUAAAUCUUUGCCUCCAGUGUAAGGUCUUUUGCACUCUGAAACGGGUUCUUAUCGAGUCUUUGGCUCCAUUCAUUGUUCCCUCCCAGUCCCUUCUGCUAAAAAGCAUCCCCAUAGCAUGAUGUUGCCACCACCAUUCUUCACGGUAGGAAUAGUGAUGUUGCCACCACCAUGCUUCACGGUAGGAAUAGUGAUGCUGCCACCACCAUUCUUCACGGUGGGGAUGGUGAUGCUGCCACCACCGUGCUUCACGGUAGGGAUGGUGAUGCUGCCACCACCAUGCUUCACGGUAGGAAUAGUGAUGCUGCCACCACCAUUCUUCACGGUGGGGAUGGUGAUGCUGCCACCACCGUGCUUCACAGUAGGGAUGGUGAUGUUGCCACCACCAUGCUUCACGGUAGGAAUAGUGAUGCUGCCACCACCAUGCUUCACGGUGGGGAUGGUGAUGCUGCCACCACCGUGCUUCACGGUAGGAAUAGUGAUGCUGCCACCACCAUUCUUCACGGUGGGGAUGGUGAUGCUGCCACCACCGUGCUUCACGGUGGGGAUGGUGAUGCUGCCACCACCGUGCUUCACGGUAGGAAUAGUGAUGUUGCCACCACCGUGCUUCACGGUAGGAAUAGUGAUGAUGCCACCACCGUGCUUCACGGUAGGGAUGGUGAUGCUGCCACCACCGUGCUUCACGGUAGGGAUGGUGAUGCUGCCACCACCGUGCUUCACGGUAGGGAUGGUGAUGCUGCCACCACCAUGCUUCACGGUGGGGAUGGUGAUGCUGCCACCACCGUGCUUCACGGUAGGAAUAGUGAUGCUGCCACCACCAUUCUUCACGGUGGGGAUGGUGAUGCUGCCACCACCGUGCUUCACGGUGGGGAUGGUGAUGCUGCCACCACCCUGCUUCACGGUAGGAAUAGUGAUGUUGCCACCACCGUGCUUCACGGUAGGAAUAGUGAUGAUGCCACCACCGUGCUUCACGGUAGGGAUGGUGAUGCUGCCACCACCGUGCUUCACGGUAGGGAUGGUGAUGCUGCCACCACGUGCUUCACGGUAGGGAUGGUGAUGCUGCCACCACCGUGCUUCACGGUAGGGAUGGUGAUGCUGCCACCACCGUGCUUCACGGUAGGGAUGGUGAUGCUGCCACCACCGUGCUUCACGGUAGGGAUGGUGAUGCUGCCACCACCGUGCUUCACGGUAGGGAUGGUGAUGCUGCCACCACCGUGCUUCACGGUAGGAAUAGUGAUGCUGCCACCACCGUGCUUCACGGUAGGGAUGGUGUAAGACGGGUGAUGUGUCUGGUUGUCUCCAGACAUAGAGCUUUGUAUUCAGGCCAGAGUUACAUUUUUUGUCUCAUCAGACCACAUAAUCAUUUGCCUUAUGCUCUGAGUCUUUCACAUGCCUUUCUGUAUACUCCAGGUGUGUUAUGUGCCUUUUUGUAUACUCCAGGUGUGUUAUGUGCCUUUCUGUAUACUCCAGGUGUGUUAUGUGCCUUUCUGUAUACUCCAGGUGUGUUAUGUGCCUUUCUGUAUACUCCAGGUGUGUUAUGUGCCUUUCUGUAUACUCCAGGUGUGUUAUGUGCCUUUCUGUAUACUCCAGGUGUGUUAUGUGCCUUUCUGUAUACUCCAGGUGUGUUAUGUGCCUUUCUGUAUACUCCAGGUGUGUUAUGUGCCUUUUUGUAUACUCCAGGUGUGUUAUGUGCCUUUUUUUCAGGAGUGUUUUUCCGUCGGGCCACUAUCCCAUAAAGUCCAGAUUGGUGAAGUGCUGAUGCGGUUUAUCCUAAAUCAGCCAAGGAAAUCUGUAGUUUUGUCAGUGAUCACUUCCCUGACCAAGGUCCUCCUUGCCUGGUUGGUCAGUUUGGUCAGACGGCCAGCUCUAGACAGAGUCUGGGUAGUUCCAUAUAUACUGUUUUAUUUCCCAGUGAUGGAGACCACUGUUCUCUUCAACCUGUCAACACUCUAGAAAUUGUUUUAUUCUCUAACCCCAAAUUCACUGAGUAUAUCACACAUUAGCAACACCUUCCCAAUAUUGAGAUGCACCCUGCCUUUUGCCCUCAGAACAGACUCAAUUCGUCAGGGCAUAGACUCUACAAGGUGUUGCAAGUGUUCAAUGGGGAUGCUGGCUCAUGUUGACUAAAAUGCUUCCCACACUUGUCAAGUUGGCCGGAUGUCCAUUGGGUGGUAGGCCAUUCUUGAUACACACAGGAAACUGAGUUUGAAAACCCCAGCAGGGUUAUAGUUCUUGACACAAACCAGUGCUCCUGGCACCUACCAUCAUACCCAGUUCAAAGGCACUUAAAUCUUUUGUCUUGCCCGUUCACCAUUUGAAUCGCACACACAAUCUGUCACAAUUGUCCCCAGGCUUAAAACUUCUUUAACCCGUCUCCUCCCCUUCAUCUACACUGAUUGAAGUGGAUUUAACAAGUGACAUCAAUAAGGGAUCAUAGUUCCUUGGAUUUCUGCUCUGGCAUGCACUGUCAACUGUGGGACCAUGUAUACACAGCUAAAUCAUGUCCAAACAAUUGAAUUGGCCACAGACUCCAAGUUGUAAUGACAUCUCAAGGACGAUCAAAGGAAAUUGGAUGCACCUGAGCUCAAUUUGGAGUGUCAGUAUGAAUACUUAUAUAAAUUAGAUUUCUGUAUUUGAUUUUCAAUAAAUAUGCAACAUUUUCUAAAAACAUGUUUUCACUUUGUCGUAACGGGUUAUUGUGUGUAGAUAGAUGGGUGAGAUCUGUUUUUGAAUUAAAGCUGUAACUCAACAUGUGGAAUAAGUCAAGGGGUCUGAAUACUUCAAGGCACUGUAUAGAUUUAGCUUUCCAUGUUACUACAAACUUGUCAAUAUGAAGUGGUUAACAAAAGGAAACAUUGGGGAGACUAAUGCAUGUCCAGGUUAACAUUUUGGCAUCAACUAUUUCCUUUGUGCAAUUAUCUAAGUAUCUGUUAAGGAUUUAAAUGAGUCCUGUCCAGAUGCACUGAACUCAAACAGUGUUGGAGAUCAAGCUGUAUAGGAUGCUGUCCCCUUGGCAUUAUUACAGUCUGUGUUACAGGGGUCAGGCCAGCUUCACAUUCUAACCUGAAACUGAUUCAUGUCAUCAAUGAAAAAAUGUCAUGUUGGUUGUAUGGAUGGGUCACAUGAUGGUACAGUCAGGAUGUGUUGUAUGGAUGGGUCACAUGAUGGUACAGUCAGGAUGUGUUGUAUGGAUGGGUCACAUGAUGGUACAGUCAGGAUGUGUUGGAUGGAUGGGUCACAUGAUGGUACAGUCAGGAUGUGUUGUAUGGAUGGGUCACAUGAUGGUACAGUCAGGAUGUGUUGUAUGGAUGGGUCACAUGAUGGUUGUACAGUCAGGAUGUGUUGUAUGGAUGGGUCACAUGAUGGUACAGUCAGGAUGUGUUGUAUGGAUGGGUCACAUGAUGGUACAGUCAGGAUGUGUUGUAUGGAUGGGUCACAUGAUGGUUGUACAGUCAGGAUGUGUUGUAUGUACAGUCAGGAUGUGUUGUAUGGAUGGGGCGUACAUACAUCACAUGUUAGUCAUGAUGUGUUGCGAUGUUGAGAAAAAGUGUCUGCAAAACUGCCUGCAUUAACCCAUUAAAAAUGUUUUACAGCA